Messenger RNA from Lymnaea stagnalis (great pond snail), 5003 nucleotides. Lineage: Eukaryota; Metazoa; Mollusca; Gastropoda; Lymnaeidae. The record is from the annotation of a GenBank genome assembly.
CCUGAGGUCAGAUUGGCGCCUGCGCACCUCAAUCCGAUCCUAGUGCAGAGGAGCUCAAUACAACGAAACUGAAACUAGGUCAAUGGAACUAAAUACACCAACAGUUCCUGGCAUUCAUCGCUCUUUCGUGAUAAAACCUCAGACGGAAUGUAUAAGUACAGAAAUCUUGUGCCGUUCUAGCAUUCACAUUGUAACAUUCGCCCCGAUCAAAAUCACCGACAUUGUAAGUAUAAAGUCAUAAAAUAUUUAAAAAAAAAUCCAAAUAAAUUGUUUGCGUGGACAUGAUAUUAAAUGAAACUAUUUUAUGCUAUUGAACUUACACAGUUUAACUAAAAACCCAAGUUUAUAGCAGAAUGUGCUGCACAAACUUAGAGUUGGCUGCUAGAAGUUAAAAUUAUUAACGGGGUCAGCUGACUAUGGUGUUGGUCAAUAAUUUUUUUUUUUGGGAGUUGCUAUUAUCAUCACCCCGUUAAAAAUUCUAACUUUACCGAGUAGUGUAAAUCAAGAUAAGACUAUGUUAAGAUUGCGUCUAAAGAAUCUCAAUAAACAGGGCCGCGUAUCAGAUCAAACCCGUUGGUUGUGUCUACUUCAAGUCAAUGCUGUUUCAGAAAUAGGUAUGAUAACUUAUUAUCUGUGAUUUCAAACAGACCGAGUCUGUGUUACACUGCAGUUUAAACUCAACAUUUGGACAGUCAGAAGAACAUAAUAAUCUAGCGACCAAGUGUCAAGCCCGUAAGCCCACAAGUGAAAUAGUUCAAAUAAGGUAAGGAAGUUAAGUACACAAAAUCUUGAAAGUGAUAUCUUUCUCCAAACAAUAUUCUUAAACUUGAGGAAUAAAACAGUUCAUAGACCAGUCUUCAAACCAUCCUUGCGUCAUCCAUGCUUUACCUUGGGAGCGAAAGUAGACAGACGGGAAGUGUGUGCUUGUUAAUAAUUGUUCACAUUGUUGAACGCACCCGGGUUGCCUGAGUGAUAAAUUAAGAGCGGGUUUAGCUUAAACCCUGUGAUGUUACUGCCAAGCAGCAGAGUCUGCCUAUCCUUAAAUGCUUGAAAUCCCGGUAUGUUUUUGCCUCGUUGUGAAUAUAAAUGUGUGCUGUUAUCCGUUUCCAAAAUUGUCGGGCUCUGUAAUCAAGGGUCAGGGAAUGGCAUAAGUAUAGCAGCUCAAACAUAAUAUUUGUUUUGGAAAGGAAACUUGGCUCGCAGUUUACAAAAGUUGAUUAUUAAGUCUAGGUAAUUUCUAAGGAUGGCUACGUAAUUUUUAAAGGUGUCUAGGUAAGUUGUAAAGGGUGGCUAGGGAAAUUUUAAGGGUGGCUAGGUAAUUAUUUUAGGGUUGAUAGGUAAUUGUAAAUGGUAUAUUGAACAAAAGUGGAAUUAUUUAAUUAAUUUUUUCAAGAAUCUGUUUCAAGUGAUCAGAAUUUUGGUCUUUAUUAAGUAAUGAAGAUUGGAUAUUUUGAAAAUAUGGAAUUUGAUGAGAAUUAUUUGUACAGCUAGUAGGGCCAAUAGCCAGUGGCAUAGCUAGAGUAGGUGUCGCGUGGCGUGAGCCAAGAUUGUGGCCACCCUUUCCACGAAAAAACCCGAAGUUGGCCGAAAAUACUGACCCUCAAUUAUGGAAAAAAGUUCCGCCAACUUCCGCACCCAAUCUCCUACGCCACUGUCAGUAGGUCUUGACACCUGAUAUGUGAGAUGUAUAAAUAUAUAUAAAAAUAUAUAUUAUAUAUAUAUAUAUAUAUAUAUAUAUAUAUAUAUAUAUAUAUAAAUUCUUUUUUGAAAAUCCCACAUCCAGAGGCGUAACUGGGGCGUUAAGGGACAGAUGUUUCCGCGGCCAGACUAGUGGGGUGGCCAAAAAGUUGCUGGUAGUGAGACGUUAAUCGGGGGGUGGGGUGGGUAGGGGAAUAAUGGCAGAAAAUAUGGGAGGGGGUGAUGAGGGGGGUGUCUGGGAAGGGGUCUCCACUGAACCAUAUCACUAGUGAACUAUAACAAUAAACCAAGUUCACAUACUAAGCUUAUUUUCUUGGCCUAGUGGGAGAACAGCAGCCAGAUAAAAAAAAAAAGCAUGUCUAUUUUGUUUCCCUCUAGACCAGUGGUUCUCAUUCUGUGGCUUGGGACCCUAUGGAGGUCUUUGCCUAAGACGAUCCGGAUAAAACAUUUUUAAGAAGCAUGAACGAAAAUAAUUUUAUGAUUGGACAGGAACUGUAUUAAAGUGUGGCGGCAUUAUGAAUGUUGAAAACCACUGCUAUAGACCGAUUAUGUUGUCCACCUAUAACACCGGAUGUAUACCCUGGUAGUAACGAGUAAACUUAACAGUCAUUUUCUUUUAAAUUACAGCGUGGAGACGAUGCCAUCGCCACCACCGAUUUUGCGUUUGGCCAACGCAAAUACAACUCACGACAAAAAAGACCUUGCUCGAGUAGUAGCGUCAUCACCAAAUACAACUCAAAACAAGAAAGACCCAGAGCAAGCAGUGGCGUCAUCACCAAAUAUAACUCAAGACAAGAAAGACCCGGACCGAGCAGUGACGUCAUUAGCAAAUACAACUCAUGACAAGAAAGACCCUGAUCGAGCAGUGGCGUCAUCACCAAAUACAACUCAAAACAAGAAAGACCCGGAUCAAGCAGUGGAGUCACGAGCACAGUCAAACUUGACCAUAGAGACAAAUGUUGAAACAACAUCGCAGGUUAAAACGCAUACCAACGCGGCACACGCCAACGACAGCGAUAGCGACGAUGAUCAGGAUGAAGACUCUGGCACUGCAGACGAAGAGGACAACCACGAAGACAAGGAACGCGAGGCUUUCAUAGAGGAGCACCUGAAAGAUUUCCCUUGUACCUUCAACAUCGGCAAAGCCAACUACAACAUCGAGAAGAGGGUGUUCGCCGUGGAAACCAUCAAGCAGAUGUCGUGCCGAGGCAUCGCGUGGGAGAACAUCGUCGACGAUGCCAUCGUCAGUAGCAACGAUGACGCAUGGAUUCCCCUUGAGUGGAAGCAGAACCGUAGAACGCGUGCCUACGUGGAGCUGGGCAGGCUUGAAGAAGCGCGAAAGUUGAUCGACGAGAUUCUUUACAAGACGGGCGGGCAGACGAUCACGGCCACGGCCAAUUUAGCUGUUUGGUAUUUCGUGCAAGGAAACGUGAAAGACGCCCUGGAAGUUGUCAGACAACUUAAAGCAUUGUCCAAGCUGAAAACGUUUCGCCAUCUGAAGGCAGACGCCCUUUGUGAGCAGGCGUAUUUUUAUUAUGCCAUCUCGGGAGCUGAGAACAACAUAUCUGGUAUUGAGAUUGUGAAAUUCGCUCUGAAUUAUUUAAUUAAGUACAAAAGUGAGGUGACGUUUAUGAUGGGAUCGAUGCACAGAAGAUGUUUGCACUGGAAUACUUAUUUGUUUGACAAAGAUCAAAUAGAUUUUGUAGAAUUUGCGAAAAAUUCAUGGGAGUUUUUGAGUAGUGUGAGAACUAUGGAAGGGGUUAGAUCUAUCCUGAAGGCUAACGCCUUAGUGGAGCUUGCUUUCCUCAAGAACGAUGUUUCCGUCGUCGAAGAUGUUGAUACGGAGAGCUUAAAUUUUAACGUUUCUAUAGAGUUAUUGUGCAAAGAAGCUGUUGAACUAGCACCAGGUUCAGCGGACGUUACAGCAAUUGCUGGUCAGCUGGUUAAGCAUAUUCCUCAGCUAAAGAGCUGGGCAAAGCAUCUUUUAGAGGUGUCCUUGGAAAUACAGCCUUCAGGAAGGGCGCACCACCAUCUGGGAUUGAUUCUUCUCAAGGAGGCUAACCAGUUUGAAAAAGAGAACCAUUCAAAAUUAUCUCCCAAAGAGAAGCAAAGCAGAGACAGGAUACGCUCAGAUUCACAAGACAUCUCCUACGAGCUCAGCCAAAAAGGAAUCCAGCGCUGUGAUACUUUUGAGUGGGUCUUGGACAGUUGUCUUGCCGAAGGUAAGAAAAUACCUCUCUUUAGCGCCCACAAUCCAUUUAUUCAAGAUGCCGCAGAAAAUCUGAAUGCUUUUUUCAACCUAGUCUCCUUCAACAGAAAUCUGCCAACCGUUGUUAGAUUGGGAUACGCCUAUCUACGAUGUUGUCAGUACAACCUGGCUUCGGACAUCUACAUUUACUUCACUGUUUAUGGUCCGAACGAGAUACCGAAGUUGGUUCUGUCAUACGGUCUCAAGAUGGCCGCUGUUUGUUUCCUGCUCAACGCAGAGCUGGCCGAAAGCGAGGAGAAGCGAUCGAAAAGAAGAAAAGCCGCCAGUUCACUGCUAGUCAGCUCUGUGAGUAUUGCGGAAGAGAUUUCCAAAGAAGAGGCAUCGAAAAUGGAGCCGCUAAAGUUCUGGGAAGUCAUAAAAAACCUACCAAAGUAUCACAUGGUGCCUCCUACGUUAUUUCCAAAGCUUUAGGAGUUUAAACAUUUCACGAAGCAAUCAAAACGCUCAUACUACUUAACAUUUCAACCAGUUUAUGAUGAUAUAUAGAAAUAUUUAAAGUGAUGGAGGGUUGCAAAUUCGUCAGCCUCGCUCUCUCGUCUCUGCAUAUUUGAUCCAAUGGCUGGACUUAGCCGAGACAACUUGAAAUGGACCAGAAGAUGACCAGCAGUUUGUGUGUGUCUCGCUCUGCUCUUUAUGCGUUCUAAUUGUAUCAUAGUCAUACCACCUACGUGACUCCAUCUCCGGGUUUGAUUUCAUAUUUUGCCAUCUCUGAGAUUCGUUUCCAUCCAAGGUUAACGAGUUCCAUCCACCCCGGAGUUCACCAGCAUGGGAUUGACUCAGUUUAAACUACUCGGCCACCCAGCACCCUUUACGCCAAGACUUGAUCCGCCAGUGCUUUAAAUAACAUUAAGUAAAAUCCCUCUAUCAUUUUUUCCUGCUAUUUAUAUCUAUAUCUCACUGACGUUAUACAGACAUGCUCCAACUCUCAUCUGUUUUUUUGGUUCAAUGUGAACCUCAGCUCAUGUUUCAAUUUUAGUCUGCAUAUUAUUCUAUUUGAUUAAAAAAAUAAAAAACAAAUUUGAAGUUAGGUUGGUUU